UCCGCAAGAGUGGGGAUGAAGAUGCCCAGAGGAACAUUGGCCCCUGAUAAGCUGGUCUGCUGACUCACUGGACACACAAGUUGACAACUUCAGUCACCUGCAAAUACCGGCAAUGGCUCUCCAAGUGUCCUGACAAAAGCAAAUCACCACGCUCUGUUGUGGAUUAUUUAGACUUUUUUCUACCUCUUCUUUUGAUCAUUUUUGCCUUGCCUCAAACCUUCCAAACCAAGCAGCCAGUGGCCGGAGGAUGCUUUGGUCUUCCAACAGAGUAGAAAUUUGUUUCUGAAGAUCUCUGGACCUCAAACUUUUUCUUGAAACCUAACAUCUGCCUUGUUGAAGAUGGACAGUAAGUGUGGUGGUGCUAUGAAUCAGCUUCUUCAUUUCGACCUUCAUAUCGACGAACAUGAACCUCAAAAAGGAAUCCUGGAUCUCCUGGGCAGACUCCGUCCUCGUUGGGAUGCACGGGACAUUCAGAUGAAGAGAUUCACUGAGGGCAUCACCAACCAGCUGAUCGGAUGCUACGUGGCGCCCCUGCAGGAGCCGGGCUGUGUGCUGGUGCGUCUGUACGGCCGGAUGACGGAGCUCUUCGUGAACAGGGACCGGGAGGUGGAGAUGUUUCAGGUCCUCCACGCCCACGGGUGCGGCCCUCAGAUCUACUGCAGCUUCCAGAACGGCAUCUGCUACGAGUUUGUGAGAGGAACCGUGCUGGAUGAUGAGCUGCUCCUGCAACCCUCCAUCUACAGAUUGAUCGCAGCAGAGAUGGGGAGAAUCCACUCCAUUCAGCCAAAAUGCGGUGUCCCUGCUGAACCUCUUCUCUGGACAAAAAUGUCCCACUUUCUCACGCUGGUACAGAGCAGUAACAGCAGCAGCCCGGCGGAGCAGCUCUUCAAGAAAAGUCCCGUGCCCAGCUUUGAGACUUUGUCAGCUGAAAUGGAGUCGCUGAAGAGACACCUCUCGCAGAUCGACUCCCCGACGGUCCUCUGCCACAACGACCUUCUGACUAAAAACAUCAUCUACAACCACAAGGAGGGUAUGGUGAAAUUCAUUGACUACGAAUACGCCGAUUACAACUACCAGGCCUUCGAUAUUGGCAAUCACUUCAAUGAAUUUGCCGGUGUGAACGAUGUGAACUACAGCCGGUACCCGAGCCGGGAGCUGCAGCGGGAUUGGCUGACGGCCUAUCUGCAGAGUUACAAGCAGAGCACAGGACGUGAGGUCACUGUGACAGAGGCAGAAGUUACGCAGCUCUACAUUCAAGUCUGCAAAUUCUCCCUGGCAUCCAACUUUUUCUGGGGACUUUGGGCCAUACUGCAAUCACGGUUCUCCUCCAUUGACUUUGACUUUGAAAGAUAUGCCACCUCACGACUCAACUACUACUUUGAGAAGAAAGAAGAGUACUUUGGAUUGUCACUAAUCUAAACACAGGAUAAAGGACCAACAUUUUUUAAAUCAUACGUACCAUAUCUUUGCUCUGUAAAUCCCAGAGAAGUUACCAAAGCCCUGAUAUAUUGUACUUUUUAAAUUCCCUGGAAACGUCUGCAGAGAAUGACCUUAGAGACGGGCUCCUCAUUGUUUGUUAUUUCAGGCUGGAGUGUGAGAUAACAUGUUUUGCUAUCACUGUGAUUUUUAAAAUAUUUGUUUUCACCACAGUCAGUAUGCCGAUAAGCCUUUCUGGCGACCUGAGAUGAAGAUGCUGCCAGAAACACAUUAAUCGUUCCCACAUUUAGCCGAGGCGCACAAAGCCACAAAAACUGAGCCUGAUCAUAAAAACCAUAAGAGGGUUAUUUUUCCCGCUCUGCACCACAGAUCCUUUUCACUUGUUUACUUUAGCAAGCAGUACAUUAUUUUAACGCAUUGUCUGUAGGGAUAUGUUGUAAGCUGCUUUUAUCUACCUUUAAAGGUCUCCUGUUAUGCUCUUUAAUGGCAUAUGUUAUAGGUCUCAAAUAUAUAAAAAAACAUGUGUCUGACUUGUUUUGCUUUCAUGCAAAUGAGCUGAAGCUGGCCACGCCCCUUUGGAGAUGAAGAUGGCCACGCCCCUUUGGAGCUGAAGCUGGCCACGCCCCUUUGGAGAAGUUUCUAACGGAGAAACUCAGCUAAACGCUGCCGUGAUUAAACGCCAUAUUAUGUUCCAAACCACAUCAAGCAUUAUUUCUGAAACACUUCUCAGUGUUUACCACUAGAACAGAGACAUUAUAUGUAUUAUUAUAUAUAAAACAACUCUAAGUCCCUCCUGCAGACAUCCUGCUGAACACACAGACACACAGAGGUGCUGUGGAGGGGAUUCAGCUCGCUGUAUAUUGCGGACGAUAGGUUGAGACAUGUCACGUGGGCGGGACGUUGCCAGGAGUUCAAUGUAAAGCCAGCCCACAUUUCCGAUAUGACGUCAUAUCUGCAGCAAAUCUGGAUCAGCUCGUUUGGUGCCCCUGUUUUUAGAGAUGUGGGUAAGGGGGAAAAGAGAGAGGGUUGUAUUUUCCGACACUUUGUGAGUCUCCUUACACACCGGGGACACACAUUUAUGUAUAAAAGACAUCAAAAAGUGCAUUUUAAUAGGGGACCUAAAACAGCCUAUGAAGACAGUGUUACAUUGUAUUUUAUUCUGAAUUUGGUCUGUGAAGUCACAAAUGUGUGUAAGAAUAACAAUACGUUUGUACAUCUCCCAGAAAUGCUCAAGGAAAAAAGCAUAUUUGGUUACUAAUGUCUUGUUGCCCGAACAAGGCAAACACAAUGAGGGUAUACCUUUGAUUACUCGUGCUACUUCCCUAUAAUUCUGACUAUAAUCAACUGAAUUACACUGAAACAUAUCUUAAUAAACUGCAGCUGCAAUGUUGUUGUAGAGAACAAUGUUAUUAUAAUAAUGUUCUUGCAGAAUUAAUUAGUUUUGAAUUGCUUUUUACACUUUAGCCUGAGACUAUGGGAACAUCUUGUAUCCUCUGCCCCCCUUGGAUAGCUGUUGUGCAGUAUUAACUUUACCAGAUGUGUCUUUCAAAUGCUAAUCAGUGUAUGAUGCUAAUGAACUAUGUACAGCAGCGCUUCCCAACCUUUUAAGACUCAGGGCCCACUUAAGCAUCCGAGCCACAUUCAACGGUAAACAAUACAGAGGCCAAAUAAAGUUCUCAAAUUACUUUUUAUUUCAUUUAUAAAAGGAGCUGCCCAUCAGUAACAAACAGAAACAAGAAACUAAAAAGUGAGGAGCUGUCUGUAGUAGGCAAAUUAAAAAAAGAAUUCAUUCAGAAAUUGAGAAAUGCAUUCUCAGACAUAACAAUUGCACAUAUGUUACACCAUCAGACAUAGUGAGGUAAAUCACAGAAAAAACCCAAACAUCAAAAGUCAAAAUCCACUUUAUUGUCAAAAUGUCCACAUGUGUUAUUGAAAUACCGUUUCUGGCAGUCCCACAGUGCGAACACAAUCAACAACAUAUAACAUAAAAAGAUCUGAGCCUAAAAAAAGGGGGGGGAGUAAAAAGGGGUAUACAAAAAAAAAAACUAAGUAAUAUAUACCUAUACUAGACACAAUAAAAAAAAGUAAAACAAGUGCUUUAAAUGAAUAGGCCUACACACACAUAACAUAUGUACAGAUGCUGUAAAUGCAGCAUGUAGGCUCAGCCAGGACCAAGGGAUCGCUUGACGUCGGGGUCCCUGAUCAGCCUGUUGGGUGUCUUCUCCCCAUAAUCACCGCCUCGCUGCACAUCAUCCCUUACUUGGAUAGUUUUAGCUGUGGAUGUUUUUAUUUUUUUAACCAAAACCGAACAAUCAGGUGAAUUAUCAAUGUGGUCCCGCGGGAAAGUUCCUACCAUCAACUUUCAAUUUAAGUUUUGAAAAAAACAUUACGUUAAAAAACAAACAGAUUAAUGUUUUGCAAAUGAUUUGGCGGCCCACUUGCAAUGCCUCCUCGGCCCACUAGGGGGCCAGAGGUUGGGAACUGCUGAUGUACAAUACUGUAAUACUAUGAUUCAUAAAUGUCUUAAGUAUUCAAUAAAUGGAGAACUACAA
Eleginops maclovinus (Patagonian blennie) is the source of this 3989-nucleotide messenger RNA. Its product is annotated as ethanolamine kinase 1-like. The transcript has 8 exons. Lineage: Eukaryota; Metazoa; Chordata; Actinopteri; Perciformes; Eleginopidae. Bases 340 to 1419 code for a protein of 359 amino acids. Gene Ontology annotation, molecular function: ethanolamine kinase activity. The record is from RefSeq and is a predicted model, not a curated record. Gene Ontology annotation, cellular component: cytoplasm. Gene Ontology annotation, biological process: phosphatidylethanolamine biosynthetic process.